Macroventuria anomochaeta is the source of this 1014-nucleotide messenger RNA. RefSeq names its product glycoside hydrolase family 43 protein. The transcript has a single exon. NCBI's taxonomy places the organism in Eukaryota, Fungi, Ascomycota, Dothideomycetes, Pleosporales, Didymellaceae. The record is from RefSeq and is a predicted model, not a curated record. The coding region runs from base 1 to 1014 and encodes 337 amino acids.
AUGCGAUUCCUCUCUUGCCUUGCGCUGCUACCAGGCGCACUUGCCGCACCUGCCCUCGACUUCUCUUCCCACAUCACUCCACGCGACAACGCCAACUCCUCCCUCACCGGCUACCUAGGCGUCUUCUUCCUCGGCGAUGCGCCAAACGUCUACUUCUACCAGUCAAAGGGCAAUAAUGCCGCUUCCAUGAACCCCCUCAACGGCGGUCAACCAAUCAUCGUCCCCACCCUAGGAACCAAGGGCGUCCGGGAUCCCUCGAUCAUCGCCAGCAAAAACGAUGGGAAAUACUACAUCAUCGGCACGGACCUUGACAUCGGCAAAACGACAUGGGACAUCGCGCAACGCAACGGCAGCCGCUCGAUCUUCAUCUGGGAGUCCACAGACCUGACGACCUGGACCAGCGAACGUCUAAUCGAGGUUGAAGAUGCCAGUGCGGGAAUGGUAUGGGCGCCCAGCGCCAUCUUCGACGAAAAAAAGGCUCAGUAUCUCGUGCACUGGGCCUCCAAGUUCUACGGCGCAGACGACCCGGGCCACACUGGUGCGCCGAGCGCGAUCAAACUGCGGUACGCGUAUACGAGUGAUUUCAAGACGUUUGGAGAGCCGGGAGAUUAUAUCGACUACUCGCCAACCAACGUCAUCGAUCUCGAGUUCCUCUCCCUCGGCAAUAACGCGUAUGCGCGCUUCGUCAAGGACGAGACCGCGAAGACGGUUUUCACUGAGGUUUCCACCACCGGCGUGUUUGGAACCUGGACAAGGCCUCAGGGUGCUGGCAGCAUCAUUGAGUCUGGUGUCGAGGGCCCGGCGGUGUACUGGGAUAAUGAGGUUGAGGGGAAGGCGCAUCUGCUACUCGAUUUCUACGGCGCGGACGGGUAUAGGCCGUAUGAGAGCACGAAUGUUGAGGGUGGUGUGUGGACAGCAUCGGACCGCUCAGCCUGGCCCGCAAACUUGCGCCACGGGAGUGUACUGCCGAUUACUGCGACCCAGGUCGAUGCGUUGAAUGCUAGGUGGGCUUGA